This is a messenger RNA of Nymphalis io (European peacock), 583 nucleotides long. RefSeq names its product fatty acid-binding protein 2-like. NCBI's taxonomy places the organism in Eukaryota, Metazoa, Arthropoda, Insecta, Lepidoptera, Nymphalidae. Gene Ontology annotation, molecular function: fatty acid binding. Bases 136 to 537 code for a protein of 133 amino acids. Gene Ontology annotation, cellular component: nucleus; cytosol. The transcript has 4 exons. The record is from RefSeq and is a predicted model, not a curated record. Gene Ontology annotation, biological process: fatty acid transport.
GUUCGUAACGUAAAUUAAACUGAUAACAAACACUGUACUUAUCUCUGAAUCAUCACAGUUGCUAAUAAAAAGAGCGGCGCCGGCAUUUUUUAUUAAUACCAUAUCGACAUUUCACGUUACCUACCACAAAUCAAAAUGGCGUACAUUGGUAAAACUUACAAAUUCCAAAAAGACGAGAACUUCCGUGAAUUCUUGGCUCAUCUGGGUGUCCCAGCAGACAAAGUGGAAUACCUGCUUACGUCCAAGCCAUCACAGAAACUUGAAAAGGAUGGCGACAACUACACUUUGACUACAAUUGACGCUUCGACUAAAGAAAUGAAGUUCAAGGAAGGAGUUGAAUUCGACGAAUCCAUUACUCCGGAAAUUACCGCAAAGACGACAUUCACCGUUUCUGGUAAUGUAGUGACUCAAGUACAGAAAUUCGAAGAUGGCCGCAGUAUCACACUUAAAAGAGAAUACAGCGACGACCAACUUGUCGUGGAAAUAACAACAACUGGUUGGGACAGCACCGCCCGCAGAUAUUACGCAGCUGUUUAAAUGUAGAUUCACCGAAUUAUAGUUUUAUAUAAGUUUUAAAUAUUUA